AUGUCGCUUCGUUCAUCUACGGCGUGUGUGAGGGCUCAACACGUAUUGUGGACAACCACAAGAGAUCGUGCGAAGGUACGUGUCUCACUUUCAUCCACACCAGGUGGAGAUUCGCAGUGGUGGAUUGACGCUGAUUGGCAUCAAUCGCAAGCAAGCUCCAGUGCACAGCGUGCAUACCGGGUUCAUUCCUAUCAAACAGGCAAUGCGUCGACGCGUGUCCCACUGGGACGGUCGUCUCGUCGCAAGACAAGUUUACCUGCACUUCAUGCGACUCGUCCUGCACCUCCUGCGCUGGCGACCCCAAGUUCUGCCUCUCCUGCGCGAACAACCAGCUUGCCACCUCAGACGCAAGUGCGUGCAAACCUGUCCUUCAAACACCUUCUCCUCCACCACAUCAACCUCAUGCACAUUGUGCCACCCCGACUGCGCCUCGUGCUCCGGCGGCGCCUUCAACCAGUGCACCGCCUGCCCGCCAGAGCGCCCCGUCCUCGCCAACGGCCACUGCCUCUCCACCUGCGCGAAAUCGCAGUUCCUCAACCCCACGUCCUCCUCUUGCCAGCCAUGUGA
Pleurotus ostreatus (oyster mushroom) is the source of this 567-nucleotide messenger RNA. RefSeq lists its product as uncharacterized. NCBI's taxonomy places the organism in Eukaryota, Fungi, Basidiomycota, Agaricomycetes, Agaricales, Pleurotaceae. The record is from RefSeq and is a predicted model, not a curated record. The transcript has 3 exons. The coding region runs from base 1 to 567 and encodes 188 amino acids.